Molecule: messenger RNA, 861 nt
Organism: Vigna umbellata (rice bean)
Lineage: Eukaryota; Viridiplantae; Streptophyta; Magnoliopsida; Fabales; Fabaceae
Source: RefSeq, a predicted model, not a curated record
AUGGAAAAUGGUACAUUAAAUAUAUUUAUUUUUCUGCACUUCCUUCGUCGUUUCUUAUUUUCCCAAACCCUACAAAAUAUCUCCUCUGGCUUGCCGACUUCCAUCCCUUCCUCUUCACCAACCUUGUCUGCUCCUUCCUCCACCAAAACAACCCUCGCCGCCACCUCUCUUUCCCCUUCCCUGACCGUCCAUGGACCAGAUCGAGUGUUGCCUCCGCCACAUUGUCGUCACCCUCUCAGACCGCCUCAAGUGCGCCGAGAGCGCCUUCAUGGAGUGCGUCGUGGGGGAACUGGAUCCGGUGCUGGGAGGAGCAGAAUAUCGCCGCUGCCAAGGAGGCGGUGGGAGCUUUCAUUCCUAAAACUCAAAAAUCCUAAUUCCUCUGCCGAUAUUUGUCAUGCCUAUCAAAUACCGAGGAAAGGUGGCUUGAAAGAAGAAAAUACCAUUGUUUUUAUGUAUGAUGACAUUGCAUUCAAUUGGGACAAUCCAAGGCCUGAAGUCAUCAUUAACAAACCAAAUGGGGGUGAUGUUUAUGAAGGAGUUCCAAAGAAUUACACUAGCAAAGAUGCUACUGCACAUAACUUUUAUGCUGCUUUACUUGGAGAUGAGUACGAGCUUACCGGUGGCAGUGGGAAGGUUGUGAACAGUGGAUUCUGUUGGUUGUUUAUAUGGGUUUCAACAUGGUAUAGGCCUGGAUUGAGACAUACAAUAAAGCUUGAUCUAUAUAGUGGAUUCUUAAUUCAUUGCAGGUUUUUUCUCUCUUGCGAGAAGAUUGUACUGUAAAAGCUUUGGGAAGUUGACUCUGGAACAUUAGUCAGAUUUCAGUGGUCAAAUUUGUGGUCCAAAUUUAUUUUAAUAUUUUAA